AUGGCUGUCGAUUCUUCCUCCUCCUGUCAGAAACAACAUCAAAUUCAGGAGUUUCGAGAGGGGAAUGGAAACGUACCCGUUGGUUGCUCUUGCUUGAAGUUAAAUAAACCAAAUGUUCAUGAUCUGAACUCACACCUUCCUCUAGAUAUGCCGCCAAUUUUGGUUGAAGAAACUUCGUUUCCAGACGGAUUGCAUGGUUUGCAGGUCCAAGAUGUUUAUAGUAUUUCAGCAGAGGAAGCUGAAAAGGCAAACAGUGUUUCACCACUUGCCUUCUUAAGCGUUGUAGAGGUUCCUAGUCAGGCUAAAAGCGGAAUGUGUUUAGACACUCAUAUUAAUUGUCAAAACAACAUUGAUUUUCAAAUGAAGAGCAAAGAUAUUUAUACCCAGUGCAUAAUUGAUAUACCUACUGUGAAUGGAAACUCAAUUUCCCCUGAAUCCUAUGAAGAGGGUGUUGAAAGUUUUAAAACUGGGAACUCGCCAACAAGCGUACUGUGCAGAGAAUCAAGUCUAAAAGUUGGGGCAAAACUUAUGCAGAGUCUAGCGAGUUUCAACAAUCCAAGAGAUAAACCAGUCACUGAAAAGUUACAUGAUUUGCCAAGUAACAAAUGGAGAAGAUAUAAGCGGUCUACCUCUUUCGAUUCUAGAAAAGUUGCUCUCCUGUUUUCAGUAUUGUCAAGUUUGGGAACAUUGGUAUUGAUAUAUAUGACAUUGAGGGUCAGACAGAAAGCUGAUGGGUUUGUUCUUGGUUAA
Vicia faba (fava bean) is the source of this 750-nucleotide messenger RNA. Lineage: Eukaryota; Viridiplantae; Streptophyta; Magnoliopsida; Fabales; Fabaceae. The record is from the annotation of a GenBank genome assembly.